Baudoinia panamericana UAMH 10762 is the source of this 358-nucleotide messenger RNA. RefSeq lists its product as uncharacterized. The record is from RefSeq and is a predicted model, not a curated record. Lineage: Eukaryota; Fungi; Ascomycota; Dothideomycetes; Mycosphaerellales; Teratosphaeriaceae. The transcript has a single exon. The coding region runs from base 142 to 327 and encodes 61 amino acids.
GCGUUAGCGUUGUUGAUCUUACUGAAGGUUGAAACUAAGUGGCGUUCCGGCGCCGCGCGCCCGGACAUCACACGCUUUGUGACCCCCACAGGCACAAUCCAGCUUUUCGACACAAAAGCACAAAUCACCUCCUACCCUUAGAUGAGGGCAAUGCAAGUGCGGACGUCACUCGCAGCUCGAACCAUGCCAAGAUGUAAAGCGGCCUUACACCAUGGAGAAUGCCUCGUGGCCAUGGACGGACGGCAACCCGCAACAGAGGAAUCUACAUCUUCUACCACGUGCACCUCCCGGAAGCCUAGCGCAGGUAAUCGGAACGACUGGCGUUGAAAGCUGCUGUUCUGUUUGUAUAUUUGAAGAC